GACUUCGUAUUGGAGACAGGCUGGUGAAUGGUUGUCAACAAACAAGCAGAGAGGUCAAAAUGGAACCAAUUAGGAAAGACAUGGAACUGCUAAGUAACAGCAUGGCGACCUAUGCUCACAUCAAAGCCAACCCAGAGAGCUUUGCUCUGUAUUUCAUGAUGGGUGUGUGUUUUGGCCUGCUCCUGGCCCUGUGCCUCCUGGUCACCGGCAUCACCUGUAGGACCCGCCGCGCCAAGAAGCCAGCCCCCUCCCCAGAGAGGAGACAACUGAAGGAGUCCAGCGAAGAAGAGGAGGAGGAGGAGGAAGAGGAGAGUGUGGAUGUGGAAGAAGGGGAGGAGGUAGAGAUCCCUAAAGUGACGGUUGCGCCCAUGAGCGACCGCAGCAGCCAAUCAAACGGUACUUUGAGGAGCGUGAACGUGUUUGCGUCGGCGGAGGAGCUGGAGAGGGCGAGACGACUGGAGGACAGGGAGCGCAUCGUCAGGGAGAUCUGGAGGAACGGACAGCCAGAUAUACUGACCACUGGGACGGGGACCAUCGGACGGGUACACUAUCAUUAACAGAUUAAUGUGACUUAAGGACCUAAAACAUAUAGUCUUAACCCUGAACUAAUAAGGGUUUAUCUACUCCAGGCAGAGACUGUAGAGGACUACUUCAUUGGGCACAGAUUCACCUUCAUCUUUUAAUUAAACGUUUUUGUGUUUUUUUACAAACGUAUUUCAUUAUCAUUCAUGUACAGGCCUAUGACAAAAGUGUGUUGCACAAUACAAUGUAAGCUUUAACGUUUAAUUCUUCAAUGAGUAUUCCGAUUUUUUUCUUCUUCUUCUGGUAAGAAAAAAUUGAACGUCAUAACCACUGCUCCCAAUGGACACACAUAAUAAUCGACAUGAAAAAUACCCCACAAUUGAUUUACAAUGCAGACAGCUUGAAGAAACAACCACCAACAUUGCUGCCUCUUCUUGUAUAAUGUCAACAUUUGCUUAUUGACUCUUCUGUGGUUGUAACGCUGCUCCCACACAGUCCAACCCUCCAAGCUCCAACCCUCCAGGCUAAUCUUAGCCGGCUAGAAGUCUUCCCACAGAAUCCGCCCAGCCUUUAACCCAGCGUUAGCCGCCACCUCUGACCCCAUCACUUCCUGUGUUGCCCUUUCCAGUCCUGGCAGCCUCGCUGUAACAGCCAGCAGCUCUAUCCUCAUGGGAAGGAUUGUCGAGGACUUUAUGAAAAGGCCACAGAUACCUGUCCUGCGUCCCAAAUGGAACCCUAUUCCCUAUAAAGUGCUCUACUAUCACAGGAGGUUGGUGGUA
This is a messenger RNA of Coregonus clupeaformis (lake whitefish), 1301 nucleotides long. Its product is annotated as protein eva-1 homolog B. The record is from RefSeq and is a predicted model, not a curated record. Lineage: Eukaryota; Metazoa; Chordata; Actinopteri; Salmoniformes; Salmonidae.